Arachis stenosperma is the source of this 1680-nucleotide messenger RNA. Its product is annotated as protein trichome birefringence-like 25. Gene Ontology annotation, molecular function: O-acetyltransferase activity. The record is from RefSeq and is a predicted model, not a curated record. NCBI's taxonomy places the organism in Eukaryota, Viridiplantae, Streptophyta, Magnoliopsida, Fabales, Fabaceae. Bases 62 to 1426 code for a protein of 454 amino acids. Gene Ontology annotation, cellular component: Golgi apparatus. The transcript has 3 exons.
CUAAGCUUCCUUUUAAUUUUUCUCUUUACUUCCUCUGUUUUUUUAGCUCCUCUGUUUUUUCAUGGUGAAGAAGAUUAUGAGGUCUGAUCCAAAGCAAUUUUCAACAAUGCAAAGGCAGAGCAAUGUUUGUGUUAAGAUUGCAGUGUCCUUCCUCUGUUUAGGUCUUGCUUUUCGGCUUCUAUUGUCGGAUUCAUUCAGCUUUUCUUCAUCAUCAUCAUCAAUGGUGAUGGAAGAAACUCCUCCUCCAAUGGCAGAGGAAAAAACAGAGAAGAAAACAGAUUCCCCUGUUUUUCAUCUUCCUCUUGAAGCAUCAUCUGAUUCUGUUGAUUUUCCAUCAAACAACAACCAAAGCCAAAGCUCUCAAAAUGGAGCAGAAAAAUGUGAUCUAUUUGUGGGAGAAUGGGUGGCAGAUAAAUCUGGUCCAAUGUACACAAAUGAGAGUUGCAAUUUGAUUGAGCAUCAUCAAAAUUGCAUGAAAAAUGGAAGGCCUGAUUCAGGGUACCUUUAUUGGAGGUGGAAUCCAAGAGGGUGUGAACUACCAAAGUUUAAUCCAAGAAAGUUUCUUGAUUUCAUGAGAAAUAAAUCAUUUGCUUUCAUUGGUGAUUCCAUCUCACGCAACCAUGUGCAAUCCCUACUUUGCAUUCUAUCUCAGGUAGAACCAGCUGUUGAGAUCUACCAUGACAAAGAAUACAGAUCAAAGAUAUGGAAAUUCCCAUCUCACAACUUCACACUCUCAGUAAUAUGGACUCCUUUUCUCAUCAAAGCAACAAUUUUUGAGGACAUGGAUGGAGUUUCCUCUUCAGAGACACAGCUUCAUCUUGACACUCUUGACACCCUUUGGACUAAACAAUAUGAAACUUUUGAUUUUGUGUUGAUUGGUGGCGGGAAAUGGUUCCUCAAGACCGCGAUUUACCACGAAAACAAUACAAUUGUUGGAUGUCAUUACUGCCCUGGAAAGAACCUAACUGAUUUCGGAUUUGACUAUGCAUACAGAAAGGCGAUCGGGCUAGUUUUAGACUUCUUUGUGAAAUCAAGUCACAAGGCGACGAUUUUCUUCAGAACGACGACUCCUGAUCACUUUGAGAAUGGCGAGUGGUUCAGUGGAGGGUAUUGUAAUAGAACAGUUCCUUUCAAGGAGGGUCAAAUAGAAAUGAUUGAUGUAGAUUCCACCAUGAGAGGUAUUGAACUUGAAGAAUUCGCGAAAGCAACAUCGUUGGGAUCGGAUAAAGCUGCGAAAUUGAAACUUCUGGACACAACUUUUCUAUCAUUGUUGAGACCAGAUGGUCAUCCUGGACCAUACAGACAGUACCAACCCUUUGCCAAAGAUAAGAAUGCAAAAGUUCAAAAUGAUUGCUUACAUUGGUGUUUGCCAGGACCAAUUGAUUCUUGGAAUGACAUAAUAAUGGAAAUGUUAGUGAAUCCUUAAUCUAUGAUCAGGUACAAUUACAAAUUCUUUUCAUACAUGAGAGUUUUAUCUCAGAAGUUCAUAUAGUUUAAACCAUACACAAUUAGGAAGAGCUUCAUAUAUUGUACAUUGAACUGUAAAGUGAAAUCAAAGUUUGCAAUGCACAAAUGAGGUUUGGACUUGAUUUAUUUUGUAUGGAACCUUGGUUUAAACAUUCACACUUAGUGUCAUUGUCAAAUCUUCAUCAAUAGAAAUGUUUAUGUACUUAAUUUUGA